AUUUUUAUAUUAAGCCUCUCAUUUAUCAGACUUCCCCUCAUUUUUGCUUUUGAGCAAAUAAUGAGUCUUUCAACUAAGCAGAGUGUUAAUAGAGCUAUGAAUCCUUGGGCUCUUCAUCUUCAAAAACUGGGUCUGGAGCUUAAAUGUCCUCUCUGUUUGAAUUUGUUUAAACGGCCAUUAUUGAUGCCGUGCGACCAUCUGUUUUGCGAUACGUGCAUAGCCAGAACUGAGUUUGGCUCAGAGUGCCCUAUUUGCAAUGCCCAAUCUGCAGAUCGAGAUCUAAGGCCUGUGACCUUCAUGGAGAAUAUAGUGGGAAUCUAUAGAAGUUUGGAUGCUGCAUUUACUGCAAAUAUUUCUCCUUCGCCCGUAGCCAGUGUUGGUAAAAAUGAUAAAUUUGAUAAGUGCAUAACUCAAAGGUGUAUUGGAGAUAAAGGGUAUGAGACUCCUAACAAAGAUGGGGUUGCAUUUGAUAGUUCUGGGAAUGUUGGUUUGCAUGUUAAUCAAGUAGAUCAAACAUCUUUUGGCCCUUCUUCCUGUGGCUAUACAAAGGCUUCUGAUACUGAUAGUGAACAUUCUCUCACUAACUAUUCAGUCAAGGGAGUUGGCAAGAGAAAUUUUGAUGAUAUGACAAGUCAAAAGCAGUGCAAUUCCGCUUUAAGGAUUGACAGUCAUUUUUGGGAUUCCAAGAGUCCGAAGAGGUUGAACCAUGAACAAUUAGGAUCUCAAAUUGAACCAUCUCUUGCUGGUACAAAUCUGCCAGUGACAUCAGACAACAUGUGUGGAAACAGUGCCAUUUGUGGAUUUUGCCAGUCCUCUCGAGUCUCAGAGGCCACUGGGAUGAUGCUCCAUUAUCUCAACGGAAAACAAGUAACAGGAGAUGCAUCAUUCAGCUCAAAUGUUAUACAUGUUCACAGCUUGUGUAUUGAAUGGGCGCCCCAGGUGUAUUAUGUUGAUGAAUCUGUUAAGAAUCUUAAGGCAGAACUUGCAAGGGGUGCAAAGCUGAAGUGCAGCAAAUGUGGGCAAAAGGGGGCAGCACUUGGUUGUUAUGUGAAGUCUUGCCGCAGAAGUUAUCAUUUCCCUUGUGCAAAAGAGAUUCCAAAAUGUCGAUGGGAUCAUGAUGACUAUCUCGUGCUUUGUCCUGCCCAUUCUUCUGUUAAGUUUCCAAGUGAGAAGUCUACAAAUGCCCAUUCUUCAUCCAAGUUGUUGACUGAGAAGUCUGGAAAUUGUGUGUCUGCUAAUGAUGGCAUACCUACUGAAAGUGGCCGGCUGAAAUCUUACACUUUCUGGGGCCAGCCAGAUGAUAAAAAAAUUUGGGUUUUUUGUGGCUCUGCUUUGCCUCCUGAGGAGAAGUUCCUUUUGAUCAAGUUUGCGAACAUGAUUGGUGCAACUGUAUCCAAGUUUUGGAAGCCGGAUGUCACUCAUGUGAUUGCUUCUACAGAUGGGAAUGGUGCAUACACCAGGACACUUAAAGUUCUCAUGGCCAUUUCAAACGGGAAGUGGAUUCUUAAUAUAAAUUGGGUAAAGGAGUGCUUGAAAGCCAUGCAUCCUUUGAGUGAGGAACCUUACGAAGUUAGUCUCGAUAACCACGGGUGUUGUGAUGGCCCUAAAACUGGAAGACUCAGGGUAUUGAAUGAUCAGGCACCAAAGCUCUUUGAUGGCUUUAACUUUUAUUUUGUGGGCGAUUUCGUGUCUGGUUUCAAGGAAGAUCUUCAAAAUCUGGUUGUCACCGCGGGUGGUACUGUUUUGAUGAGAAUGGAGGAACUAAUUGAACAUAAUAACAACGGUGAUCAGACAUCUCAAGCAAAGAUGGUUGUUGUGUAUAACCUGGAUGCUCCCCAAGGAUCCGAGUUAGGAGAAGAGGUUUCAAUUAUUUGGCAGAGGGUUAGUGAAGCACAGGAUUUAGCCUCAAAAAUUAGUGGACUAGUCAUUGGUCAUACAUGGCUUUUAGAAUCAAUUGCAGCAUGUAAAUUGCAGGCUUUUGUCAAUUAGCCAAAGAUUGAAAAUUUAUCUUUUUUAGCUAGAAAAUGACCAGUAAUUUAUCAACCUUUACUUGUUUUAGAACUUGCCUUGGAGUCUUUCUGUUGUAUUUAAUUUAUACAUAUGUA
Messenger RNA from Hibiscus syriacus, 2105 nucleotides. Its product is annotated as BRCA1-associated RING domain protein 1-like. Gene Ontology annotation, cellular component: BRCA1-A complex; BRCA1-BARD1 complex; plasma membrane. The transcript has 13 exons. Gene Ontology annotation, biological process: double-strand break repair via homologous recombination; negative regulation of fatty acid biosynthetic process; positive regulation of transcription by RNA polymerase II. The coding region runs from base 61 to 1989 and encodes 642 amino acids. Lineage: Eukaryota; Viridiplantae; Streptophyta; Magnoliopsida; Malvales; Malvaceae. The record is from RefSeq and is a predicted model, not a curated record. Gene Ontology annotation, molecular function: ubiquitin-protein transferase activity.